Oldenlandia corymbosa var. corymbosa is the source of this 2457-nucleotide messenger RNA. The record is from the annotation of a GenBank genome assembly. Lineage: Eukaryota; Viridiplantae; Streptophyta; Magnoliopsida; Gentianales; Rubiaceae.
GUUAAUUAACUCGAAAAUUAAACCGAAAGUCAAAAGAUAGGCGAAACCAAAAAAGAAUCCGAAAGCGCAGGCUGCUUCCACAAAGAACUUCUUCCCCAUUUGAAACAGGUAAUUUACGCGGGUAAUAUACCGCCGAAUCACAGGAAAAAAAUUUGCGAGAAAUCCAAUCCCUAGAAACCACCAUAAUUCAAAAGGCUCCCUUCCCCCCAAUUGAUGAUUACGUCAGGCUGAGGAAGAUAUGGCGAUGGCGGGUUUGUACAGGCGUAUCCUCCCUUCUCCUCCUGCCAUUGAUUUUGCUUCCGUCGAGGGAAAGCAACUGUUUGUGGAGGCUAUUCAAAAUGGAACCAUGGAGGGUUUCUUUAAAUUGAUUUCUUAUUUUCAGACUCAAUCUGAACCUGCUUACUGCGGUUUGGCUAGCCUUUCCAUGGUCUUGAAUGCCCUUGCUAUUGAUCCGGGUCGAAAAUGGAAAGGGCCUUGGCGAUGGUUUGAUGAAUCUAUGUUGGACUGUUGUGAGCCCUUGGAGAAAGUCAAAGCUAAUGGUAUUGCCUUUGGGAAGGUAGCUUGUUUGGCUCGUUGUGCUGGAGCCAAAGUUGAGGCUUUUCGCGCACAUCAGAGCUCUGUUGAUGAUUUUCGUAAAUAUGUCAUCCAAUGUUCCACUUCAGAUAAUUGUCAUGUGAUUUCAUCAUAUCAUAGGGGUGCUUUCCGACAGACUGGAACAGGUCACUUUUCACCUAUUGGCGGCUAUCAUGCUGGCAGGGAUAUGGCAUUAAUUCUAGAUGUUGCACGGUUUAAAUAUCCACCUCAUUGGGUUCCACUUCCACUCCUCUGGGAAGCGAUGAAUACCAUAGAUGAAGCAACUGGACUGCACAGAGGGUUCAUGCUGAUAUCUAGACUUCACAGAGCUCCGGCAUUGCUGUACACAUUGAGCUGUAAACAUGAGAGUUGGGUCAGCAUUGCCAAGUUCCUGACCGAGGAAGUUCCGGUGAUUCUAACAUCAGAUGAUCUGAAGGGCGUAAAAGAUGUUUUCGCUAGUGUGUUCGCAUCUCUGCCUUCUAACUUUUCAGACUUUAUUAAGUGGGUUGCAGAAGUUCGUAGACAAGAGGAUGCUAAUGAAAAUUUAAGCGAAGAGGAGAGAGGGAGGGUUGCUGUUAAGGAAGAGGUUUUGAAACAAGUUCAGGAGACAAGUCUUUACAAGCAUGUCACUGAUCUUCUGUGUUGUGAAAAGUCAACCUGCCGGAUCAACCCAACUUUUAGUCAUGUAGAUAAUUUACCGAAUAUUGCAGCAAAUGUCUGUUGCCAAGGAGCAGGUCUCCUGGCUGGCAAAUUUAGCUCGCUGGACAGAUUUUGCUGCCAGGAGACAUGCGUGAGAUGCUAUAGAGCUAAUGGCAAUCGGCCGGUUACGGUGGUUUCUGGAAAGGUGGUCAAUGGCAAUGGGGAGCAAGAAAUUGAUAUGCUUGUCCCUUCUCUUGCCAACCUUAGUUGCUGUAAUUCUAGUUCUGAUAGUCGCCAUGGGAAGCAUCCAGAAAGCAAUGAUGUUCUGACGGUUCUUUUACUGGCAUUGCCAUCACAAACAUGGUCGGGAAUCAAAGAUGAGAAGGUUCUUCAGGAGAUAGAUAGUCUUGUUUCGGUGGAGAAUCUCCCUCUUAUGCUUCAAGAAGAGGUAUUGCAUUUGCGGGAUCAGCUCUGUUUCCUCAAGAGAUGCAAGGACGAUAAGGUAGAAGAGGAUAUUGGAGCACCUGGUUAAAACCAUUAUCUUUCUUGUUUUCUUGUCCAAUGGUUACCUCAUAAUGUUCCAUGGGAUCAUUAAAUAUGUGUUACUCACUACUCAGAAGUAUGCUAUAGGACAUACUGCAAACAGUCUGCUUUUUUUCAACUUUUUAGGUUCCAGAUCCAGAAUCAAGCAUUGUCUUUCCAGGUUUGCAACCUGUUGUCAAAGAGAAGAAAUGCGUUUCGCAGAGAGAAAGCUGCGGUUUGAAGCAUAAUUCUUUUUGGGAGAAUCAUCCCAUGAUGACCUACUCCAGCUCCUUGUCUUUACCGUGUCAACAAAAACCUCUUCUCAAAUGCAGUUCUAGGAAAUUGCCAUUUCAUCCAAUAAACAUUUUGGUCCGAAAGAGAUCUUCCAUGGCUUUUUUCACUCCUGCAUUGCAUUUGCCAUAUAGCACUGUCAGACUCUGAUUUGUUUUCCCCCCUUUUUAGUGGGUUGGGAGGGAUAUAUAUGCUUGGGCUUUGUAAAUUUCUAAUUUGUUAGUAGGAUGAGUUGAUCUUCAUAAAAGGCUCUCGAGGUGCAGCCUGACCUGAAAAAAUAGUUUACUUUGAUCCUUGUUACACGUAGAAAGGGAAAUUGCCCUUUCUGUAUUUACUGUUCGUUAACAUUUUUUCCUUUACUAGUUUUUUUUUUUUUUUUGUCAAAGUACGGUUUUUGCAUAAUGAAUACAACUACGUUUGGAUUUAUUGUUU